AGACGCAAGUCAGUCUUAAAACAACCGACAAGUGAACCACUUUGGAGCCAUGAAAAGCGGUCGUGUUAUAAAUCACGGUGCUCUUAAACAUCUCGGCGUGUUGCUUUUAGUUUUGCCAUGUAUUGCUGUGAUGAAUCGACCAUCUGUCAAAGUGACUACCAAAAUAGGUAGGGUAGUCGGCACCGAAGAAACAGUCGGACCUGAAGAUGGAUUUUCGAUUGAAAACAAUGGGCGCAAAAGAAUUUUUCAUUCGUUUCGUGGAAUUCCUUAUGCAAAACCUCCCAUCGGAGAACUACGUUGGAAAGAUCCAGUCCCGUUCGGCUCAUGGCCAACUGAUUUGGAUGGGACAAACUUUGGAAAUCCCUGUCCCCAAUUCGAUAGAGUUACGGGUCAAGUGAUGGGCAAUGAAGAUUGUCUCUUUCUCAACGUUUUCACCCCCUUCCUUUCAAUUUCAGGUCGGGCAGAAACAAUUCAGGACGAUGAAAUUAUUCGGCAAGAACAUCAACUUCCGCCGAAACCACUGUUCCCCGUCAUGGUUUGGUUUCACGGUGGCGGUUACGUGAGAGGAGGUUCUCAUCAAUUUGGACCUGCCUUUAUGAUGCGAGAAGAUAUUGUUUUGGUGACAGUCAACUACCGUCUUGGAGUGUUAGGAUUUUUGAGCACCGGUAACAGAAACCUUCCGGGAAAUUACGGAAUGCUGGAUCAAAUUGAAUCUUUAAAAUGGAUCCAAAGCCAUAUAUCCAGUUUCGGUGGAGAUCCGCAGCAGGUAACGAUUUUCGGAGAGUCUGCAGGCGGAGCAAUCACGCAUUUGUUGGCAUUAAGUCCACUAACGACAGGAUUAUUCCAAAAAUUCAUUAGCCAAUCGGCCAGUGCCCUUUGCGAUUGGUCAAUAGAGAAGUCUCCAUUAGAGUAUGCUUGGCAAAUAGCUGAAGGUCUACAAUGCUCCGGUCAUUUGGACUCGGCCCUCAAUUGCCUAAAAAAUCAAAGUGUCGAGCAAUUGAUUCGCAGGCAAACGGAUUUGUUGCAAUACAGCCUUUUUCCAGUAAGAUGCGCACCUGUAAUAGAUGGUGGAUCGAGAGACCAUCCCUUCCUACCGGAAUUACCACAAGAUAUCAUAAAAAAUCGACGAUACAAUCCUUUACCCAUGAUGUCUGGUUUGAAUCCCGAUGAAGGCCUCUUGUUCUAUUUAUGGAUUCAUUAUGAGAACAUGGCCAAAAUGUCAAGUAAGACCUUCCUGGAACACGAACUCGUUCCCGGAGUGAUUGCUUCUAUGAUUAAAAAUGCCACCCAGUUAGACUCAAUUGUAAAAAUAAUUCAAGAGCAAUACUUCGGCAACAUCGAUUACAGCGAUUCGAAGCAUUUCGUUCCACGCUUUUCACAGUUGAUUGACGACGCUGCGUUCACGUCGUGCGUAUAUUCCGCUCAGCUAUUGCACGCAAAUUCUUCAUCGAUCCCAUCGUACGCGUAUCUCUUCAGCUACAAAGGCGAAACCACUCCAUCAUAUUCAGCAGCUUUUGCUAAUCUUGUCAGAAUGUCUGGAUUUGAUCAUCCCAUUGUAAACAGAGCUGUAACGCAUGCCGACGAGCUUCUUUAUUUGUUCCGGAUGGCAGGACUUAAUGCUGGUUACUCGCCAAGGGAUAUGCAAAUGUCUCAAAUAAUGACGAGACUAUGGACCAGCUUCGCCAGGACAGGUAAUCCGCUGGCGGAAUGGCCCCAUCCGGAGGUGAUUGCAAAUUGGCCACACGUUUCUUUACGCAACGGUUUAGAUGGCAUCUUGUACUUGAAUUUGGAUCUUCCCGUAGCUGCUCUCGGCCUCGAUUUUCGCAGAGCAGAGCACAACUUUUGGAUGAACGUCGUACCUCAUAUCCGCACCGCAACAGCAACUUCAAAUUACAAAAGCUUCGAAUGUCUUACAGCUCUUUGGUCAUUAUUAAGUUUGCUAAUAGCUUCUCUCAUCAUCAUCGUAUUGCUUUCCUGUGUCAUAGUCUUAAACAAACGGAAACGUCGAUAUCCCGAACGAGGAGUCGUCCUGCAACGUAAUAAUUGAUUUUUGGGAUUAUAUAUAGUCAGUGCAUAAUGAAUAGUGAAUUGCAUAUUUUAAAUGCUGUCUAUCUAUAGAAAAAUUGGCUAUCACGCCAUGUGUUCUUAGCG
Molecule: messenger RNA, 2151 nt
Organism: Daphnia carinata
Lineage: Eukaryota; Metazoa; Arthropoda; Branchiopoda; Diplostraca; Daphniidae
Product: esterase E4-like
Exons: 13
Coding region: 50-2047 (665 amino acids)
Source: RefSeq, a predicted model, not a curated record